Molecule: messenger RNA, 5207 nt
Organism: Malurus melanocephalus (red-backed fairy wren)
Lineage: Eukaryota; Metazoa; Chordata; Aves; Passeriformes; Maluridae
Gene: HASPIN
Product: histone H3 associated protein kinase
Exons: 1
Coding region: 48-2792 (914 amino acids)
Biological process (GO): mitotic cell cycle; intracellular signal transduction; protein phosphorylation
Cellular component (GO): nucleus; cytoplasm
Molecular function (GO): histone H3T3 kinase activity; ATP binding
Source: RefSeq, a predicted model, not a curated record
ACGGACGGCGGGCGGGUUCCCCUCAGAGCGCCCGGCCCGGCCCCGCGAUGCCGCUGCAGCCGCGGCUGCUCCGCACCUACUCCCGGCGCGCCGGCUACCUGCGCCCGCUGCCGCCGCCCGACCGAUGGAUCUCGCCGCCGCAGGACCGCAAGCGGCUUUUCAGCUCCACCACCUCCAGCGCCGCCUCMGCCGCCUCCAGCGCCCUCUCCGCCUCCAGCGCCGCCUCCCCGCCCUCGGACGACCCCGAGUUCUUGCCGCCCGCCAAGCAGCGCUCGAAGGCCCCGGGUAAGCGCCCCGCCUUGGCCAGGCGCCUGCGGACCCGUAAAAAGGAGAACCGGGAGCCGGCCGGGAAGGAGAACCGGGAGCCGGCGGGGAAGGAGACCCGGGGCCGAGGGAAGGAGAACCGGGAGCCGGCGGGGAAGGAGACCCGGGGCCGAGGGAAGGAGAAGUGGAGCCGGAAGAAAGAGCCGCGGGGCCGGAGAGAGGAGCCGCCGUCCCUCUCCGCGCCCUCCUUGUCGCCGUCCCCGCCGCGCGGUUCGCGGAGCCGCCGGCAGGGCCCGCUGUGCGCGGCGCGGCGGCCGCUGCUGUGCAGCACCCCGCAAUGGGCCUCGCAGCCCCGCCGCGCCGCCCUGCCCGCCCUCGGGCCGCCCGUGCUGCUCAGCUCCACCGCCGACAGCGGCUCGGCCUUCGAGGACAGCCCCCGGCCCCGCCGCCGCCGCCGCCGGCCCGGCCCGCCCGUGCGGCUCAGCUCGCUGCUGCUCAGCACCACCAUCGAGAGCGGCUCGGAGCUGGAGGAGCCCGAGGAGUGCUCCGGGCAGCGCCCGUCGCUGCUGCGCGCUGGGGAGGAGGUGCCUGAGUGGUUCCGACCAAAAGGCACGGCUGGGAGCUGUGAGCCCGAGCCGGGGCUGCGGGGCUCCCGCCGUGUUCUGAGGUCGUCGGCGCGGGGAUCCUGCCGGGCACAAGCUCCCCCGUCCCCCCAGAAAAUCCCAAGCCCUCCCCAGGCAAUGCUGCCGCUCACUGAGGGUGAGGGUCAGCCACAGCCCCCUGCACCCUGUGGCAGUGCCACUCGUGGGGAACCCUGUGAGGUUCCAUCUCUCAUGAGAGAUUCCGCAAAAAGAAGCUCGAGCURUCACAGAGACCUAGCCAAGGAAUACCAGCUUGUGCCAGUGGUGGUCCUGGACCCUCUGGAAGUGGCAGUGAGGUUGAAGAGCAUGAAACUCAACAAAGAGGCUGAUGUUCAACCUGCCUGGCAGCAGCCAGCAUCUCCCGUGGGCUGCCAAGGGUUCUUGGAGAACACACACAAAAGGACCAAGGGUGUCCCUGCGGAGGGCAGCACUUGCAGGAAAGCUUGUAUCAGUGGCUUCAGUGCCAGCCGCUGGGGCAAGCACACGAGGCUCCGGACAAAAAAGCACAAGAACAAGAGACAGCAGCAGCCCAAUAACUCGUUUUUCAGACCCCAGGUGAGGCAAAAACGAGCUCGGAAGGGUGCUCUGGAAAUGUCUGUAGAUGUAAGAGACUAUUCACUCCGCAACAGCUCUUAUUCCUGGGCUAGAGUUCGAGCAUCUCUGUCCUUCCAUAAAAAGAAGAAAGUGACCACAGAUGAGAGUUUCUGCAACAGCAUCCUCUAUACCCCUUCAGGGAAAUCCCAGCUUUCGGGGUCCCAAGCCAGCCUGUCUGCUGGUAAAGCUCUGGGCUCCUCCUGGAUUKCUUCCUCCAUGGUCCUGCUGGCCCCCAGGGAUUCCUGUUCUGCCCUGGAGCUGCUCCUUACAGAUGCCGAGAAGGUGUUUGGGGAGUGCAACCAGGAAGGGCCAAUUACUUUUGAGGAAUGCAUUCCUUUAGAUAAGAUGAAAGAUUGCAAGAAAAUUGGAGAAGGGGUGUUUGGAGAGGUGUUCCAGAUUGACAGCGAGAGAGGACCUGCGGCCUUAAAAAUAAUUCCCAUUGAGGGGACUGAAAAAGUGAAUGGUGAAAAUCAGAAGAGCUUUGGGGAGGUUUUGCCUGAGGUUAUAAUUUCAAAAGAACUCAGUCUUCUGUCUGAGGGCUCUGUGAACARAACUGUGGGGUUCAUCAGCGUGUACUCUGUGCACUGCGUCCAAGGGGCCUAUCCCAGGUAUCUCCUGGAAGCCUGGGACAAAUUCCACAAAGAAAGAGGAUCACAAAACGACCGGCCAGACCUUUUUGGGGACCAGCARCUCUUCAUGGUUCUGGAGUUUGAAUUUGGAGGCGAGGACUUGGAGCACAUGAGAAGCAGCUUCUCCUCGGUGGUGUCAGCGAAAAGCAUUUUACACCAGGUCACCGCRUCCCUGGCGGUGGCAGAGCAGGAGCUGCACUUCGAGCACAGGGACCUGCACUGGGGSAACGUGCUGGUCAAAAGGACAGACGUGAGGACGCUGCAGUAYGUGCUGGAUGGGGCAACACACACCAUCCCCACUGCAGGGAUCCACGUCAACAUCAUCGACUACACCCUGUCCCGCCUGGAGAAGGAUGGCUUAACCGUGUUCUGYGACAUUUCCACCGACGAGGAGCUCUUCCAAGGUGCUGGGGAUUACCAGUUUGACAUCUACAGGCAGAUGAAAGAGGAGAACUCCAACAGCUGGGGUGACUAUCACCCGCACAGCAACGUCCUCUGGCUGCACUAUUUGGCUGAUAAACUUUUGAAUGCCAUUAGUUACAAGACAAAAAAAMCAACUUCUUCCAUGAAGAAAAUAAAGAUGCAGCUCACCAAGUUCCACAAGGAAGUGCUGACCUUUGAGUCUGCCCAYGACGUUCUGCACCACAGCAGCCUCUUCCAGUGAGCAGGGGUCCAAGGAUUAAGCUACUGGUGCUGCCUUUCUCCUCUACUUUUUGUAUGUGUUGGCACAAUGAAGUGUGAUGAUUGGUUCUCAAUGUGUACAAUACAAAUAUUGAAAAUGUCCUAAAAAAUCCCCCCCCCAAUGUCUUCUGCCCUGUUUCCAUAUCUACUGUUUUUUGAAGCAUGUUGGAGGGGAGAGAACAGAAAACAGAGCUGGAUUUGGAGGAAGGAGGGGAAAAAAGACUUCUUCAGGCUCAAUGCUCUGAAUUUCACAUACAUUUUCUUACUAUUUUAGCCUUAGAUUAUUAAAAGUUCUUUUUUUUUUUUACUGUAUUGUCUUUCUUACAAAUUCUUUUUUUAAAGGAAAAAGCCUUUCGGUUCUGAACAGUGGGGACAAGGGUAAAUAUUGUUGGUUCACUGAAGACAGAGGGGAAAUCCCACCCUUUGAUUUAAUUCUGGCAAAAWUUGUACCUGUAAUGAUAGUACACAAUGUAAAUAUGUCAAGUUUCUGUARAGGGUUUAAAGCCCACUAAUCUGUGUUUUCCCCUUUUCUUAAGGACCAAGGAAGWGGUACCUGAUUGUGAAAAAAUAAGACAAAGUACCUGUGUUCCUGAAUUUUGAUGGUUAUGAUGUUGUGUCCUUGUAUUCUGAUAGGAACUCAAAUUUGUAACCUGAUGGUGGCACUGAAGCCAUUUCUCCAUUUUUCUGCAGAAGAAAAUGCACGAGGUGAUAAAUGUUCUUUAGCCCUGUCUGCACAUGGCCCAGGUGCCCUAAACUGGAAGCUGUCCUUACAUUAAAUCCCAAUUCCCUGUUUUCAAGAAGUCCUUUUCUAACAUUCCUUUUUAAUAAAGAAACUGGGCUAAAGAGAGUAAUAAAUCAAGCAAAAGUGAAAUGUGAAUUGAAUUACUAUCCAAUGACACAAAUGCAUUAAGAAAUUGAGAGGCAGCAUCAUUGAAUUCUUUAUAGCUGGAAUGCUCUCUGUGCAGUCUAAUAAAUAAAUAUUGUAAAUGUGCAUCUCAAGGAUGCAUCUUUGAGUCUCUCCUGAAAUCUCCUUUUUACAAAUUCCACAAGGAGACCUUGGGAUGGUUUUAUUGUUCUGCCUUCCAGACACUGCAGAAAGUGACCUGAAAAUCUGCAGUGCUUCAAAUUAUGAAGAUGGAAAUUGUGCUGGAAUCUUCCCAGGCAUCCUCUCACCUUUUUUUUUCCUCUAAUUGAAUAAAGUAAUGCACUGUAAUUGAAUAGUCUUAAAACCCACUUGGUAAGGCCUGCAGUGAAUGCUUAUCUGACAUCAAGGAGUGUUCCUCAGUCACAAUGGUGCUAAUUUCAUUAAUGUUUAAAAAAAAAAAAGAUGGAUGAAACCACGUUAUUUUUACCUCUCUUGGUCUUUUGUUUCUGUGGUUUGAGAGCUGAUUUUGGCUGUGCAGGAGGGAUGGGACAGCAGCAGGAAUAAACGCCAGGAGAGGUGACACMCCCCAGGGGGACAUGGUGCAGCAACGCUGAAGAUUCUGAAAGCUGAAACCUUGAAAUGUUUCCCUGCAAGCCAAUUUGCUGAUUUGUGAACAGGUAGUAAUUUUCAUUAAUCAAAAUGUAAAGCUUUUACCUCUUACAAAACUGGACAUUAAAUUAAUAUAGAAAUCUUUGCCUUAAACUGUGCUUGCAAGGAAGUGCAGCUGCCAGAGCUGAGCCCUCAUUUCCUUUUUAAAGAUUCUCUCUGAUUAAAAAAAUACAGAAAAAAUGCUGUGUACUAAUCAGCCCUCAUAAAUUUUAAUGGGAGGAUGGUGACAAAAAGGGAAUUGGAAUAGUAAAUUUCCCCUAAUCAAGUAAAAUGCCCUGAGCAUAUGUUUUCAUCUGAGUGAAAGCUUUACUUGGAACAGAGCUGGGUUAUAUAUUUUAAAGAUCUGUUCUCCUUGCUGAGGAAGGAGGGUGCCAGAACCCAUUUUGCCCCUCUAGAAAAGUUUUUUAAUGCACACUGCAGCUAAAUUAGGGCUUAAAGGGUGCUCCAUCUUUUACUGAAAUAAGGAAGUUUGAGCAAAGCUAAAAUUAUCCUGUGAGAGGGAAAGAUWUUUCACACUGAUCCAAAGGCUUUAGGAGGCUGAAAGAAUCAAGCCUAGUUUUGUGAACUGGCGAGUCAGAUGGAUUCCAGGUAGGAAUUCUGGUGUUUCCAGGUCACUGGAUUUUGUGGUGAUCUCAAAUCUCAAAUUUUUAUCCUAUUUUGAUGGAAAAGACUGAUAAAAUACAGACUACCCUGUGAAUACGCUGUAACUUACCAGGAUACUGUUACAAUAUGUAAUUUUUGCUCAUUCCUUUCUGGAAAACUGAUACAUUAAAUGCAGGAAUAUGAAAAUUCUCUCUCGACUUGAGAAGCUGCACUCCAGCCAUGAGCUGAAUGAGAGGGAAGAGCAGCUCUGGCCUCGGUGUA